AUGACGGAUUCAAGAAAAAAUGACGAGGAGUUUGAUGAAGUUAAUAAACUUUACGAUGAAUGUUUAAACUACUUAAAAAACAUCAACAGUCGGGAUCAUGAUGAAGACGAAAUGAAACUAACAAAUAAACACCCGGAACAUAUAUACGAGACGAUAGACGCUAGGAGUGAGAAGGAUGAGGACAAACAGACAGAAGACAUGUACAGUAGACCGAACAAAAACACGAGCAUAGAGAAACAUCCAGCGGUACAAUAUAAAAUAGAAAACGAAGGCUCUAAAGGCAGUUUAAACUCACUGUCUGAGACCAAGUCGGAACGACUGAGACGACUGUCAGCACAACUACCGAGGAUUAUUAUAACGAAGAGUAGCUCCAGUAUAGAGACGAAGAAAGAUGAGAACGAACACGGAGUAGGGAAUAAGAAAUAUACUCAGCAGAGAAUAACGAAUAUACCUGUCACUGAUAAGAGUGGGUUUAAGAGAAGUUCUGAUAACAAGAGGUUAGAACCUCCACUUCGAUACAAGGCUCACUGUGACUUUCCCAAACGUCUCGUCUCCAAGAGCGGGAACGAGAACGUGGCGCUCAUCUCAAACGUACCGUUCGCUAAAAUACGACUCCUCAACGACACCUUUCAUACAUUGAUAAAUCUCCGUUGGCGCUGGCUGGUGGUAGGCACGGUGGUGGUUCACUUCUCCCUGUGGCUGGUGUUCGCUGUGUUCUGGUACGUGACGGCGCUCGCUCACUACGACCUGGGACCCGAGCCUCCUCUACGGACCUGCGUCACAGGAGGAACAGACUUCGUCACCAUCUUCCUCGCAUCCGUUGAAGCACAAACGACCAUCGGGUUCGGUGACCGCGCCAUCGACGAGGAGUGUCCAGAGUCCAUCUUCUUAUUUAUAAUGCAGUUAAUCCUCGGCACCGGUUUGUCCGGAGUUCUCACGUGUGUGGUGUACGCUAAACUAACGAGACCUGAGAAAAUGACGAGGGACGGAGUCGGGUUUAGUAAGAAAGCUGUUAUCUGUUGUCGUGACGGUCGCCUGUGUCUCAUGUUCCGUGUGUGGGACCUCAACUACGACCACAUCAUUAGCACCGAGUUCUCAGCUCACUUCAUUAACACGCACAGAACAAAGGAAGGUGAAGUAAUUCGUUACCACGCCCGGUCGCUGCGUCUCCAUCAGCGACAGUUCCUUCUGUGGCCGGUGACGUUGGUUCACGAGAUAGACGAGCAGAGUCCGCUGUACAGAAUGACUCCCAAGAAUAUUAAUGAGUACAGUUUCGAGAUAACAAUAAGUCUGAAGGGCGCGUCUUCAUCAAUGGGCACGUUCACUCAGAGUCAGAGCUCGUACCUGCCUCGCGAGGUCGUGUGGGGACAUCGGUUCCUGUCUGUCGUUAAAUAUGAUUCUCGCAGACAGAAGUAUGUGAUCGAUCACUCUAAACUGGACACUACUGAACCCGUGGAGACGCCCUACUGUAGCGCGUAUGACUUGUACAGGUCGAGUAGUCCAGUGAAGGCGGAGUGUCCUUCAUCACCGGGCAGCUUCUGUGACGCGAUGAACACGUUCCGUGUAGGGAGACAAUCAUCGUUCAGGAGACGAGACAAAACAUAA
Molecule: messenger RNA, 1605 nt
Organism: Danaus chrysippus (African queen)
Lineage: Eukaryota; Metazoa; Arthropoda; Insecta; Lepidoptera; Nymphalidae
Source: the annotation of a GenBank genome assembly